Messenger RNA from Psammomys obesus (fat sand rat), 2297 nucleotides. RefSeq names its product ankyrin repeat and BTB domain containing 1 (gene Abtb1). Gene Ontology annotation, molecular function: protein binding. The transcript is spliced from 12 exons. Gene Ontology annotation, cellular component: ubiquitin ligase complex; cytoplasm. The record is from RefSeq and is a predicted model, not a curated record. Lineage: Eukaryota; Metazoa; Chordata; Mammalia; Rodentia; Muridae. Bases 473 to 1951 code for a protein of 492 amino acids.
CGGGACGUGAACCGGGCAGGUAUCCGGAUGGAUGAGCAUUGUUAAGGUUCAGUGUGCCAGGCCUGGGGGUGGUGCUGUCCUCAGGGCCGAACCCGGGCAACGUGGGCGGGGCCUGUAGCGGACCGCCCUUCGGGUGAGGCUCUUAGUGGGAGUGGGGCCUUGGUAGUGAGCUGGUUUCCGGGCGAAUGGGCGGAACCUGGCGGGGUUGAGUUGCCCUCUAGCCGUGUGGGCGGGGUCCUGGCUAGAGGGCCCGGGAGCUUAAGUGAGCGCGGUUGAGGCUAAUGGGUGGGGCCAGCGGUCUUCUGGAUGGGGGGGCAGGGUACGGGUCGGGCAGUCCUCCGGGCGCCAGGCGCCGCUGCGGAGCCAGCCACUGCUGGGCCGUGCCGCGAGGGGCGGGGCAGUGAGUGUUUACAUCCGCCCGGGCCCCGACGACUCCCGAGAUCGCUCGGCCGGGGGUCCAGCCUCCUUCGCCAUGGACACCAGCGACCUGUUUGCCAGCUGCAGGAAGGGGGACGUAGGCCGUGUGCGAUCGGAAGCAGUUCUGACCCAGGCUCUGCACUUCCUGCGCAGGUACCUGCUGGAGCAACGAGACGUGGAGGUGAACGUGCGGGAUAAGUGGGACAGCACCCCUUUGUACUAUGCCUGCCUCUGUGGACACGAGGAGUUGGUGCGCUACCUGUUGGCUAACGGGGCCCGCUGUGAGGCCAACACCUUCGAUGGAGAACGGUGUCUCUACGGGGCGCUAAGCGACCCCAUUCGCCGGGCACUGCGAGACUACAAACAGGUCACUGCAUCCUGCAGGAGGCGGGAUUAUUAUGAUGAUUUCCUGCAGAGGCUCCUGGAACAGGGCAUCCACAGCGACGUGGUCUUCGUGGUACACGGAAAGCCGUUCCGAGCCCAUCGCUGCAUCCUUGGUGCUCGCAGCACCUACUUCGCCAACAUGCUGGACACCAAGUGGAAGGGCAAGAGCGUCGUGGUUCUCAGGCACCCCCUGAUCAACCCGGUGGCCUUUGGGGCCCUACUGCAGUACCUGUACACAGGCCGCCUGGACAUUGGUGUGGAGCAUGUGAGUGACUGUGAGCGCCUGGCCAAGCAGUGCCAGCUGUGGGACCUGCUGGAUGACCUAGAGGCUAAAUGCGAGAAGGUGUCUGAAUUCGUGGCUUCCAAGCCUGGCACGUGUGUGAAGGUGUUGACUAUUGAGCCCCCUCCAGCAGAUCCUCGGUUGCGGGAGGAUAUGGCACUGCUGGCUAGCUGUGCCCUGCCACCUGAGCUGCGGGGUGACCUAGGAGAGCUGCCCUUCCCAUGUCCCGAUGGCUUCAGCAGCUGCCCUGAUGUCUGCUUCCAAGUGGCCGGCUCCAGCUUCCUCUGCCACAAGGCUUUCUUCUGCGGCCGCAGCGACUACUUCCGAGCCCUGCUGGAUGACCACUUUCAAGAGAGCGAGGAGCCUGCCGGCUCCGGGGACCUCCCGGUUGUCACCCUGCACGACAUCUCCCCGGACAUCUUCACUCAUGUGCUGUACUACGUGUACAGUGACCAUACAGAGCUGCCCCCUGAAUUGGCCUAUGAUGUGCUAAGUGUGGCGGACAUGUACCUUCUACCUGGCCUGAAACGGCUGUGUGGCCGCACCCUGGCCCAGCUGCUGGAGGAGGACAGUGUGGUGGGUGUUUGGCGCGUAGCCAAGCUCUUCCGCCUGGCCCGACUGGAGGACCAGUGCACUGAGUAUAUGGCCAAGGUCAUCGAGAAGCUGGUAGAGCGGGAGGACUUCGUGGAGGCCGUGCGGGAAGAGGCAGCAGCUGUAGCCGCCCGGCAGGAGACGGACUCCAUUCCGCUUGUCGAUGACAUCCGCUUCCAUGUAGCCAGCACAGUCCAGACCUACAGCGCCAUUGAAGAGGCGCAGCAGCGGCUGCGGGCGCUUGAGGACCUGCUUGUGUCCAUUGGCUUGGACUGCUGAGCCCUUGCUGCCUGGUAGCCCUGGGGCCAGGGCUUCCAUGGUGACGAGCAUGCCGUGUGUGCAUGCAGCAACUGUUGGCUCUUGCACGCUUGGUGGCAAUACAGUGGGCAGAGGGGACCCAUUGGGUUCCUGUGAUGAGCCUCCUCCUCCAGUGCACAAGAAAGCCCCGAGACUUGGGGCCGUCACCACUCAGGGAAAGCUGGGGUACGGUAGGCUUGGAACUUAGUCCCCUCUCCUCCAGCACCUCACUUGCUCCUUCCUGGCUUUCACCCAGCCCUGGCUUUGGCUGUUUCCAUGUACAUGGCUGGACAGGGGGAGCGUGUGUUAAUAAAGCUUGAAUUCACUG